Staurois parvus is the source of this 2790-nucleotide messenger RNA. The record is from the annotation of a GenBank genome assembly. NCBI's taxonomy places the organism in Eukaryota, Metazoa, Chordata, Amphibia, Anura, Ranidae.
AUGGCAAUAGUAAAUUUUGACAUUUCAUAUUUUGUAUUUUUUUUUUCUUUUGCAGGAGUGGAGUACAGUGAUGUCCUACCAGAUUCCUUCCCUUCAGCUCCAGCAGAAUCUCUACCACAUUUCCUCUUGGAACCAGAAGAUGCCUACAUUGUAAAGAACAAGCCAGUGGAGCUUGUGUGUAAAGCUAAUCCAGCCAUACAGAUCUACUUUAAAUGCAAUGGGGAAUGGGUCAAUCAGAAUGAUCACAUUACUAAGGAGAGGGUGGAUGAUCUAACAGGUCUCGUGGUUCGGGAGGUCCAAAUCGAAGUGUCCAGGCAGCAGGUGGAAGAGCUGUUUGGUUUGGAGGAUUACUGGUGUCAGUGCGUGGCAUGGAGCUCAGCCGGUACCACCAAGAGCCGUCGAGCCUAUGUCAGAAUAGCCUAUCUGAGAAAGAACUUUGACCAGGAACCACUGGGUAAAGAAGUACCUCUUGAACAAGAAGUAUUACUGCAAUGUCGUCCACCGGAAGGCAUUCCACCUGCUGAGGUGGAAUGGUUAAAAAAUGAAGACAUCAUUGACCCCACACAAGACACCAAUUACCUCAUAACAAUUGACCACAAUCUCAUCAUUAAGCAGGCUCGGCUGUCAGACACAGCCAACUACACCUGCGUUGCUAAGAAUAUUGUUGCUAGGCGCAGAAGUACAACAGCGACGGUUAUAGUUUAUGUCAAUGGAGGGUGGUCUUCUUGGUCAGAAUGGUCAUCAUGUAACAACCCCUGUGGUCGGGGUAUUCAAAAGAGGACACGAAUGUGUACUAAUCCAACGCCACUCAAUGGUGGGGCCUUUUGCGAUGGUCAACCACUUCAGAAACUUGCUUGCACAACCAUGUGUCCAGUUGACGGUGGAUGGACUGAGUGGAGCAAGUGGUCAGCUUGCAGCACUGAAUGCACGCAUUGGCGGAGCAGGGAAUGUAACGCACCCACUCCUAAAAAUGGUGGGAAAGAUUGCAGUGGCGUGCCCUUAGAUUCCAAAAACUGCACGGAUGGCUUGUGUAUGCAGAACAAGAGAGUUUUAGGUGAACCAAAAAGUCAUUUGUUGGACUCAACAGGGGACAUUGCUCUCUAUGCCGGACUGGUUGUUGCCAUUUUCAUCUUCAUUGUUAUACUCAUGGCUGUCGGCAUAGUCGUGUACAGACGCAACUGCCGAGAUUUUGACACUGACAUCACAGAUUCCUCGGCAGCCCUUACAGGAGGCUUUCAUCCGGUGAACUUCAAGACUUCCAGGCACGACAAUUCUCAUUUACUACACCCAUCGAUGCAGCCAGAUCUUACAGCCAAUGCUGGGAUAUAUCGAGGGCACAUGUAUGCCUUGCAAGACUCCGCUGACAAAAUCCCCAUGACCAACUCUCCAUUGCUGGAUCCCCUUCCAAACCUAAAGAUUAAAGUCUACAAUUCAUCUCCAGUGGGAUCAUCUCCUGGAAUACAAGACGACCUGCUUGGUCCAAAGUCUGUAGUAUCAUAUCCAUCAGACACUAACCUCAUUAAUGCAAGGAAUAAAACCAUGAGUAGCCAACACUUGUUGACUUUACCCCGCGACUCCAGUAACAGUGUGACGGGUACAUUCGGAGCUUUGGGUGGAAGACUAACAUUCCCAAACACAGGGGUGAGUUUGCUGAUACCGCAUGGAGCCAUUCCACAGGGAAAAUACUAUGAAAUGUAUUUGAUGAUCAACAAAAGAGAAAACACUGUACUACCUUCAGAAGGUACACAGACAAUUUUAAGUCCCAUUGUAACUUGUGGCCCUACUGGACUUCUGUUGUGUCGACCAGUCAUUCUGACUAUUCCUCAUUGUGCUGAUAUCACCACAUCCGACUGGAUUUUACAGUUGAAGACUCAGUCUCAUCAAGGAAGCUGGGAGGAAGUUGUGACAUUAAAUGAAGAAACUCUUAACACACCAUGUUAUUGUCAGCUGGAAAGUCAGACCUGUCAUAUUUUACUUGACCAGCUGGGUACCUAUGCCUUCGUCGGGGAGUCGUACUCCAGAUCUGCUAUAAAGCGGCUCCAGCUGGCAAUAUUUGCACCUAUUCUUUGCACUUCGCUGGAAUACAACCUCAAAGUUUACUGCUUAGAGGAUACACCAGAUGCAUUAAAGGAAGUUCUGGAACUGGAGAAGACCUUAGGAGGCUAUCUCAUAGAAGAACCAAAGCCACUGAUGUUUAAAGACAGCUAUCACAACCUGCGCCUAUCUAUCCAUGAUAUUCCUCAUUCACUGUGGAGGAGCAAAUUACUGGCCAAAUUUCAGGAGAUUCCUUUUUAUCACAUCUGGAGUGGAAGCCAGAGAGCGCUGCACUGUACAUUCACUCUGGAGAGGUACAGUCUGGCUUCAACAGAGCUAACAUGCAAAAUCUGCGUGAGGCAGGUGGAAGGUGAAGGACAGAUUUUCCAGUUGCACACAAUGCUGGAAGAGAAUGCCAAAUCAUUUGAUCCUUUCUGUUCACAUCCCGGAAGCAAUGUGACAACCCAGUUAGGACCAUAUGCCUUUAAGAUUCCCUUAACCAUCCGGCAGAAAAUUUGCAAUAGCUUGGAUGCCCCAAAUGCUAGAGGAAAUGACUGGAGGCUUCUAGCACAAAAGCUCAGCAUGGAUCGAUAUCUGAACUAUUUUGCCACCAAAGCCAGUCCAACAGGGGUUAUCUUGGACUUAUGGGAAGCCUUACACCAAGAUGAUGGUGAUCUCAACACUCUUGCCAGUGCCUUGGAAGAGAUGGGCAAGAGCGAAAUGAUGCUAGUAAUGGCAACAGAUGGAGACUGUUGA